CUCUCGAUCAUUUUUGCGCGCGCGAGUUUGAGAGUUCGACUUUUCGCAGACAGGGCAAGCUGGCCGCUCCAAUGACGAUUAAGUUUGGUGCCAACGAAAAGAGCCAGUCUAUUCCGUCGAUCGUACGCUACCGGUAAUAAUCGGCGUCGAUUAGCACUUUUGGCCUAACUUGCCUGACAAUGCCGGAUACUAACACACUUACAACGUGAGCGAUUACUUGUCUCGCGGAUCAUCGGUGGGAUAAUGAUUACAGAACAAACUUGGACCAUGAUGCUGGACAGCGAUGUCACUGGCAUCAACGAACUGGCUAUUUCACCGAGAAAACAGCUAUGGAUCAAGGCCGUGAAGAAGUUGACUUCAGAAAGAUUAGGAAGAGAAGGUCUGGCUGCUUGGGAAAACCCUAAACUGGAUAACGAUCCGGAACUGGGUGACGAUACCAACGACGACGAAAUAACCAACGAUGAAAUUCAAAUCUCUACGGAUCCCGAAGCUCUUUUAGCUGAAGCUGCUGUGCCUGAGGAUGAAGCUCAAAUUCAUCGAGAUGUCUUCAAGAAAGGGGUUCUUUACAAAGGGAUAUUCUGUCCUUCUUUGACCAACAAUUUUCAUAGUAAGCAAUUGGAAACCUCGUAUCUUCAUUAUUCGAAUCGACAACGACAAAAAGCAUUGAUUAUGCUCAAUAUCGUCGAUCUUGGAUUAAAGAUCGCUUUAGUUUCUAUCUGGUUAUGGAGAAGAGAGAAAAACAGCGGCGGUCUCAUCGAAUCAUUAUCAUGGGCAUCAUGUUGCAUAGCUGCUAAUCUUAUGGUCUGCGUUCUAGGAUGGUGGAGAUGUUUUUCGAAUAAUUAUUUAUACUGGGCCUCGAUAUUUACCUGGUUAUUGAUCAAUUCACAAGGUUUCAUUGGAGCUGGACUGAACUUCUCGUCGCAACAACGCUUGAUGUGGUAUAUCUUAUUUGUAGUUUAUGCACCAUAUGCUAUGUUACCUCUUCCUUUGAGAUGGUGUGUCCUUGCUGGUUAUGGUACAGCCUUUACACACAUGGCGAUGGCUGGUAUCAGUUUAUUACAUGAUACCACAUACUUACAGGAUGUAACGUGUAUUGUACGUAUGCUAACGACCAAUGUCCUACUCUAUCUUGCUGUAAAUCUCGCAGGAAUGUAUACGAAAUAUUUGACUGAUAGAGGCCAAAGACAAGCGUUCUUAGAAACUCAUCGUUCGAUGGAAACCAGACAGCGAACUCAAAAUGAAAAUAACAGACAGGAAAAACUAUUACUUUCUGUUUUGCCAGAUUUUGUGGCGAAAGAAAUGAUAAGUGAUAUUGCUCGUGAAACAGCUAGGGGCGGUACAAUAUCCUUCACGCCAAAUCAAUUUCAUAGAAUUUAUAUUCAUCGUUACGAAAAUGUUAGCAUUCUCUUUGCUGAUAUCAAAGGAUUUACCGCAUUGGCUAGCCAAUGUAGUGCUCAAGAACUAGUGAAAGUUUUGAACGAUCUCUUUGCUCGUUUUGAUAAACUCUCCUCGGAGAAUCAUUGUCUUCGUAUAAAACUUCUUGGAGAUUGUUAUUAUUGCGUGUCCGGAUUACCAACAGCUAGAAGCGAUCAUGCUCAUUGCUGUGUCGAAAUGGGAUUGCAUAUGAUCAAAGCUAUUCGUGAUAUACGAUACACGACGAAGGUAGACCUAAACAUGAGGAUAGGUAUUCAUAGUGGUUCGGUAUUAUGUGGAGUUUUAGGACUCAGAAAGUGGCAGUUUGAUGUCUGGUCGUAUGAUGUCACUUUAGCUAAUCAUCUUGAAAGUGGCGGUAUACCAGGGAGAGUACAUAUAUCGGUAGACACGUUGAAGUGUUUAGACGACGUUUAUGAAGUCGAGCCAGGUAAUGGCGUAGAGAGGGACAAUUAUUUGAAGGAUAGAAACGUUGAAACAUAUUUAAUUAAACAAGUGGAACCUCAGAAAGCGAGGAGAAGGUAUUCUUCGCGUCCUAAAAUUUGGAACGAAGAGGAUGGCCAUAAUAAAGGGAAGAGAAGUUUCAAACUUGGCAAUCCAUUGUCCGGUAACAGUAGUAAUCCGAAUACUUCACAGGACGAAGACACUGCAGUUGAUUGGACACCUGAAAUACCGUUUGAAAAUUUGAACAAUGCUACAUCUAUUAGUAAUUUAGAAUCAGAAUAUCUGGAAGAUGAAAAUGGUGUUGCUAAAAGUACGAAGGCUGCUACUGAAAAAGAAACUGCAAGUAACAAGCGUAUGAGAUCAGCCAAUAUAAAUGCUUGGACUUUACGUUAUAAUGACGAAAGUCUUGAAACAAAGUUUGGUCAAUUACGCGAGGACAUGUUCAAAUCAAACAUGAUAUGCUGCUUCGUAAUAUGGCUAUUUAUUGCUAUCUGUCAGGCCAUCAUUUUACCAACUUGCAUAAUCUUGCUGAUCUGUCUGCUAACUACAACGGCCAUUUUGGUAGCAUCGUCCGUACUAGUUAUGGCUGAAGAAUUUAAAGGGAUGCCGUUAUACCUUCAACACGCUUCUUCUAUGCUUGUUCACAAUAAACGACAUCGUACAAUUUUCAUAUGCAGCGUGAUCAGCCUGAUGGCAUUGACUUCAAUAGUAGGAGUGACGGCAUGCCCUAUACAAACUAGACAACAUCCAGAAGUAUUGGUACUCGAACAACAACAAUUGACAACUGCUACAACCGAACAACCAGGAUCAAUGAUGUCAACAACAGUUGGCCUUGACAGAUUUAUUUUAACAUUUUUAGAAGCAGCGCUUCAAGACGAGGCUGCCGAAGUUGCUGAAAAUCGAACGGUAACACAUGACUCCAGCAAUAUCAAAGUGAAACUGACAAGUGUCUUCAAUGGUAGAACAAGCGCGACCCAAAGCCGUAGUAGAAAAGAAUUCUUCAGAUUUUAUAAAUAUGAGCAACGUUACGUUCCUGGACUUCGAAGACAUUAUAGAAGAUUUGCUCGUAAACGUGCCGAUGAUAUGACAUUGAGGAAGAUCUUGUCGCUUCCCGAAGAUCUUGAACUUAAUCAAAAACUUCCAUAUAAAAAUUUUGACGAGGAUGACAUCGACAUGUCGUCAAGCUGCAUUCGUCCUGAAUAUAUAGUCUUCACUUGGAUCUUAUGUCUCAUUGCUUUAGCUUCGGCUUUGAAAUUAUAUUAUUUAGUUAAAACAGCUUUAGCCACCGCCAUAGUCUUGGUUUAUGCUGUAUUGAUACUCGUUGUAUAUAAGGAUUUAUUUUCUGAUGGACCUGAUCAACAAACUACAUCAAUACCACUCUCAGCACAAAUGUUGGUCUUCCUAGUAGUAUUUCUCGUUAUGGUAACUUAUCAUGGCCGAUUAGUAGAAGUAACAUCCCGAUUAGAUUUCCUGUGGAAGCAACAAGCUGAAAGAGAACUCGGUGAUAUGAUAGAAUCCCGUCAUAAUAACAUGCAAUUACUUAAGAAUAUUUUACCGGAUCAUGUAGCUCAUCAUUUUCUGACUCAAGAUCGUGCUCCAGAGGAAUUGUAUUCUCAAUCACGCGACAAAGUUGGAGUUAUGUUCGCUAGUGUGCCAAACUUUACAGAAUUUUAUUCGGAAGAUGUUAACAAGGGAAUGGAAUGUAUACGUUUAUUGAAUGAAAUUAUUGCUGAUUUUGAUGAACUUCUCGACGAGAAUCGUUUUCAUUGUAUUGAAAAAAUUAAGACCGUUGGUGCAACUUAUAUGGCAGCAUCUGGUUUAAACCCAACGCAAAAUGAGAAGAACAAAGACGACAUGGAGCAUUUGUGUAGACUGGUAGAUUAUGCAGUUGCAAUGAGACUUCGUUUAGAGGAUGUAAACGUUCACUCCUUCAAUAACUUUGAUCUCAGAGUCGGUAUCAGUUGUGGACCAUUGGUAGGGGGUGUUAUCGGGGCAAGGAAACCAGUAUUUGAUAUUUGGGGUAAUACAGUGAACGAAGCAUCUCGUAUGGACUCGACUGGUGUUAUGGGAAAGAUACAAGUUCCUCAAGAAAUUGCAAGGUUUUUGGAAUCGAGGGGAUAUCAAACCCAAAAACGUGGAUUUAUCGAAGUAAAAGGUAAAGGUACUAUGGAAACAUACUUUGUCCUUGGAAAAGGAACGUUGAAUCAAGAGACUACAACCAGACACAGAAGUACUUGUCGAAGUUUGGCUGCUGUUGUUUAUGGCGUAGUGCAAGCACGUCGUAAACAAAUGAGAGCUUUGAGAAGAACGUAAAAAGAUUUACGCAUCGUACUAUGUAUGUAUGUAUAAAUGUAUGUAUGUACAUAAGGUAAGAUUUAGCACGACUUACCUUUAAAAAUCUAAUCGUGCAUUAUAUCUUUUAUUUGAAUAUGUACCUACGAGAAGAUUCGCAUUUAUAUUUCAGAUCGUUACGAGUUGUUACUUCUUCAAUAAACAAUAAAAUAUC
Molecule: messenger RNA, 4381 nt
Organism: Vespula pensylvanica (western yellowjacket)
Lineage: Eukaryota; Metazoa; Arthropoda; Insecta; Hymenoptera; Vespidae
Gene: Adcy8
Product: adenylyl cyclase 78C
Exons: 19
Coding region: 244-4188 (1314 amino acids)
Biological process (GO): adenylate cyclase-activating G protein-coupled receptor signaling pathway; intracellular signal transduction; cAMP biosynthetic process
Cellular component (GO): plasma membrane
Molecular function (GO): adenylate cyclase activity
Source: RefSeq, a predicted model, not a curated record